UGGGUCGUUGUGCGUAGAACUUACAAGCAGUCCAACCAAAUUCUACUGUUCCUUCUCUCCCUCGUUUCAAUCUCGCUGUUAUUGUUUUCAGGCAUUCUAAAAAUUCCCUUUCCUUCUAGGGUUUGGAGAAUCCAGGCGACUACUUCUCUUCUUUCUCUGUCAUGUUUCCUUUGAGUUCUGUCCGAUUCAAAGCAGGAUUUCUAUAAUCACCGCCAAAAUUUCUCUUCAACCAUUUGUCUAAUCGGAAUCCGAAAUCCCAUCUGUUGGUUCUUCAAAUUUUAUCUCCUGCUUCAUCAUUCAAUCGAUAAGGGUUUCGUAUCAAUUAUGAUUACAAUCUUUAAGCCCUUUAUGACCUUCAUCGUAAUCGUUCACAAUCUUCGUGUCUUUGGCCCUGGAUUGAAUCCCUUUGCACCCUACUGCGUGGCUCAUCAUUCUGUUACUGUUUCUCGUUAAUUCUCUUUGCUUUCAGUUUUUCCUUCCAAUCCUCCUUGACCCUUUUAAUUUUACUUUGUUACUCCUUUGAACCAUGUAAUUCUUGUGUCUUUCUAGGUUCUGGGUUUUCUUGCCAUAGAAACAAGUUUUGAUUUUAUUGUCAAAGAAGGGAGUUCUGUUUCUUGUUUUUUGCGAUUUACAAACUAUUUUGAGCGAGGUUGGUUCGAGUUGACUGAAAGGGAAUUUGAGGACAUGCCUCAGGAACAGAGGAGCCAGAUUAGUCGAAGCCUUUCGAGAAGGCGUUCCUUCCGAUAUGAAGUAUUCAAUACGGAUGACAGGGGAUGGACUUCACUCCACAUUGGUGCGAGAAAGGGUGACCUUAAAGAGGUGAAACGUUUGCUCAAUGAUGGAAUGGAUGUGAAUGCAAUAGCAUGGGGCCCCAAAUCAAAGGGCUUGACCCCCCUCCACCUUGCUGCCGAGGGUGGACAUCUUGAAGUAAUGGAUGAAUUGCUUGAACGUGGUGCUAACAUUGAUGCUAGAACCAAAGGUGCUUGUGGCUGGACACCUCUGCACAGUGCAGCCAAAGAGAGAAGGAAGGAAGCUGUGAAGUUCCUUGUGGAGAAUGGAGCAUUCUUGCCGGAUGACAUUAAUGACUGCAGAUUUAAUCCUCCACUCCAUUACUGUCCUGGCCUUGAGUGGGCAUACGAGGAGAUGAAGCGUCUUCAACAUGAAAAUAGUUCAUCUGGAGAGACAUCUUGCAGCUCUGAGAGUUGAAAACCCAUCCUCCCCAUCCUUUGGUGGUAGGUGUUGUUGAGUUUGAUUCUGUUUUUAUGAAGACAUCUAUCCUAAAUCUUUAUGUAUGUUGAAUCAGAUAUGCUUUUUGUUCUGUGGAACUACUUAUGAUGUCUGUUGUCAAACCAUAAACUGUGUUGUGUUUGUAAACCUUUGCCAACCGUGGAUUAAUUUGAAUUUUCUCUUCUUAA
Molecule: messenger RNA, 1415 nt
Organism: Benincasa hispida (wax gourd)
Lineage: Eukaryota; Viridiplantae; Streptophyta; Magnoliopsida; Cucurbitales; Cucurbitaceae
Product: phytochrome-interacting ankyrin-repeat protein 2-like
Biological process (GO): protein K6-linked ubiquitination
Cellular component (GO): BRCA1-BARD1 complex; BRCA1-A complex
Molecular function (GO): protein binding; ubiquitin-protein transferase activity
Source: RefSeq, a predicted model, not a curated record